UUUGCGUAAAGAGGUCGGGCGACUUUCAUGUUGAGGCUCCGUAGCUGCGUAGCUUUAGUGUGUACUUUUGUGCGUAAAUGAGACGCAUAGCGGCGUCUCCGCCCUCGCGCACCGCUGCUCGAGCUUCGUUCUGCCCGUUAGCGUUGACAGCACGUGAGGACGUUACACCGAUGUGCGGCGGGGAGACGGCGCCGUGCACGCGCCGGACAGGGUCCAUGUUUACAAGGCGCUGAGAGGCGCGGAGACGGAGCGCGUCUCGGACAGACCGGAUCUCCGGUUCUUCUUCACGGAAGAUGGAAAGCGCGACUUUGGCGGAAGGAAACUCUUGGAAUUCCGGGUUAGAUAACAAGUUAAAAAGUCCCAGCGCGACGUCCUGGGGACCCGCAGGCGGUGAUGGCGGUGAUGGCGGCGGCAGACAGACCGCAGACGUGUUUAACGGGAACCGGAGCGCGCAGGCAGCCGCGGGAUUAAACAUGAGCAGCAAAGCGGCCAAAAGCGGCCGUGGAUUUACAGGAAACUCCACGUCCCUGCUGUUAAAAAGGCGGCGGCUGAAAAGAAACCUCUCCGCCGCCGCUGGUGGGAAAGUGAACCCGGUCCCGGUGCCGCCGUCCUCCAACACACUGGACCGUAAGACGCUGCUGAAGCGUCGUCAGAACGCGCAGCUCCAGGCGGCCGACCGUCAGUGGGUCCGUGCCGAUCUGCACCGCGGCUCCGUCCACGUCCACGACAAGCUCGCGCCCUCCAGCCCGCCGAGGCCCGUCCUGUGCACGCUGGACACCACGGCGUCGGAGAUCGCGUUCCGUCUGUGUCAGCUGGGCGGUAAGACCGCGUCCGUGGUGCGCGUCGGGACCAGACUACACACGACCACUGAUGUAAACGGGAACUGCCGCAGCCGACAAGACGUCGUCGGGGAUGUCGGGUCUGAGCCGAGCGACAGGUUGAGACUGUUAUUGCUGCCCGACACGGGACUGUUUCUGUUUCCAAGUCCCGACCCAGACGUUCUGGACAACUUGCGCACGCCGAAGGACGACGACGACGACAACGAGUGCGUGGGAGGCCGCGGGCGACGCUCUGUCUCGGAUGACGAGCUGAGCUCUAAGCUGUGUGAGCACCGGGACUCCCUGAGCGAUGACAUGGUGUUGGGGACGGACGCGUCUGCACUGAGUCCGGCUUUCGACAGCACCACUGAGGGUCUCGAUACGUACGGCAGCUCCUCGGACGAGCUUGAACUCGAGGGACCCCCGAGCAGCACCGCUGACCCUGACCUUCCAGAGCUGGAUCACUUUACUGACACUGUUAAGGACCGACCAGAGCAAAUGAGCCUGAAUUCGGAUUCCGUAUCAAAGUCGGGCGACGAGCCCGACCUUCUCUCGUCCCCGGUGUCCCGGUCCCGGGUCGGCUCGGCUUCCGACCACGACUCGUCUCCGGCGCUGUAUGUCCAGCUCCACGGCGAGGCGGCUCGUCGGCUCGCCCCGGACGAACGACCGCUGCAGCUGCAGAACGACUUCCUGUUCAAGCUCGGCUUUAAGGAUCCGUGGCGCGUCCAGGAGGAAGGCAUGAACACCGAGUUAGGGUCCCUGCUACGCUUCUACGCAGGAAAGCCGUACAACAUGGCAAGUUCUGAGCGCGUGCAGCUCUCUGGGACUUACAACGUACGCAAAGGCAAACUGCAACUACCCGUGAACCGCUGGAGUCGCCGGCACGUCAUCCUGUGUGGCACAUGCCUCAUGGUGUCAUCAAUUAAAGCCAGUCAUGCGGGCAAAAUGCACAUCCUGCCCCUGAUCGGGGGAAAGGUAGAGGAGGUGAAGAAACACAGCCACUGUUUGGCCUUCAGCUCAGCUGGACCUCAGAGUCAGACCUACUACAUCAGUUUUGACAGUUUCACAGAGCACCUGCGCUGGCACCGUCAUGCUGCCAAGAUGGUCUCUCAGAGGAUCAGUUCAGUGGAUCUGUCGUGCUGUAGUCUGGAGAAACUUCCUCCUAACCUGCUCUACAGUCAUGACCUCACUCACCUCAACCUGAAACACAACUUCCUCCCUGCAGACAACUCACUGAAGCAGCUCCAGAGGUUCUCUCGAUUGCGGAGUCUGAACCUGUCCAAUAACCAGCUAGGAUCAUUCCCUCUGGCGCUAAGCUCCAUCUCCACCCUCACCGAACUCAACCUCAGCUGCAACUGCAUCAGCAACCUUCACCCCAGUGUGGGCAACAUGCACAACCUGCAGACAUUGCUGUUGGACGGGAACAUGUUGUCGUCGUUGCCGGCGGAGUUGGGCUCGCUGCAGCGUCUUUGCUACCUCGGGCUCUCCUUCAACGAGUUCAGCGGCGUUCCGUCCGUCCUGGAGAAGCUGAGCGCCGUCGAGCGUCUCUGCAUGGCAGGGAACAGAGUGGAGCAGCUCAUGUUACAGACCUUCCGCCUUCUGAGCAUCAAAUAUGUCGACCUGCGACUGAACCGGAUCUCCAGCGUGAUACCGGACCAGCCAGACUUCUUGCGUCACGUGACCCAGUUGGAUGUGCGAGACAAUCGUCUGAGCGAGCUGGACGCCUCACUGUUUCCUCGUCUGGAGGUGCUGCACUGCCAGAGAAACCGCAUCACGCGGCUGCGGCUCCGAGGAAGCACGCUCAAGGCCCUGUACGCCUCCAACAACGAAAUACGGGAUCUGGAAGCCAGUCCAAUAGCGUCCAAUCUCACCUACGUGGACAUCUCAAGGAAUUGUCUGGAGGUGUUACCGGCAUGGCUGAGUGACAGCAAGAAGCUGGAGGUGAUGGAUGUCAGUCAUAACUACAUCAGAGAGCUGCCUCAGUGGUUAUUCUGCAGUAAUAGUCUGAGGAAGGUCCUGGCAGGUCAUAACCGUCUGCAGCGGCUGCCUGAGCGAGUGGAGAAGCCCUUGGUGGAGGUUUUAGACGUCCAGCACAACCAGCUAGUCGAGCUGCCAUGUAACCUCUUCCUUAAAUCCAACAGUUUAAGGUGCCUCAACGCCUCAGCCAAUAAGCUCGAGAGUCUGCCACCCUCCAGCCUAUCAGACGAGAGCAACAGCAUCCUGCAGGAGCUCUACCUGACCAACAACUACCUGACUGACAAGUGCGUGCCUCUGCUCACUGGACACACACACCUGAGAGUCCUGCACAUGGCCUACAAUCACCUGCAAACAUUCCCUGCCAGUAAAAUGGCCAAGCUGGAGGAGCUGGAGGAAGUGGACCUGAGCGGAAACAGGCUGAAGGCCAUACCCACCACCAUCCUGAACUGCAGGCGCAUGCACACACUCAUUGCCCACUCCAACACUAUCGAGGUUUUCCCUGAAGUCAUGCAGCUCAUGGACAUGAAGUGUGUAGAUCUGAGCUGUAAUGAGUUGGUGGAGAUCACACUGCCUGAGAACCUGCCCCCUAAACUACAGGAGUUAGACCUGACUGGGAACCCACGUCUCAGCCUGAACCACAAAACCCUGGAGCAGCUCAACAACAUCCGCUGUUUCCGUAUCGACCCGCCCCCAACUUCCUUCUCAGCCAAUGAGGCUGCAGGUGGGCCGGCUGUCUGGAGUCACGGCUACACCGAGGCAUCUGGAGUGAAGAACAAACUGUGUGUGGCAGCUCUGUCAGUGAGCAGUUUCUGCGGCAAUAGAGAAGCUCUAUAUGGGGUGUUUGAUGGAGACAGGAACGUGGAGGUGCCGUAUCUCCUGCAGUGCACCAUGAACGACAUUCUGGCCGAGGAGCUUCACAGAACCAAGAGCGAGGAGGAUUACAUGACCAACACCUUCCUCGUCAUGCAGAGGAAGCUGGGCACAGCUGGGCAGAAGUUAGGUGGUUCAGCCGUUUUCUGUCACAUCCGGCACGACCCAACCGACCCAGCAGGCUGCUUCACCCUCACUGCUGCCAACGUGGGGAAGUGUCAGGCAGUGUUGUGUCGCGAUGGUAAAGCCUUACCGCUUUCACUGCUGCACAACAUUGGGUUGGAAGAAGAGUACAACCGCAUACGGCAACACAAAGCCAUCAUCACUGAGGAUAACAAAGUGAAUGGCGUGACUGACUCCACACGGAUCAUGGGCUACUCCUUCCUGUAUCCAGCUGUUCUGCCGAGACCAUAUGUUCACACACUCCCUCUAACAACACAUGACGAGUUCUUCAUCUUGGGCAGCCGUGGCCUGUUUGAGGCAUUAGAGCCCGCUGAGGCAGUAGAGGCUGUGCGCAAGGUUCCGGAUCCACUCGCCGCUGCCAAGAAACUGUGCACUCUUGCUCAGGCGUAUGGUUGUACUGAGAGCCUGAGUGCUGUAGUGGUGCAGCUAAACGUGACUGAGGACUGCUGUUGCUGCUGCUGUUGCUCGUCCUCCAGUGCCCUCCACACAACCCCACAGCCACCACCUAGUCCCGGUCCUGGUGCGGGCCUCUAUCCGCCCUCAUCUGGCAUACCACCUUCUUCCUGCAGCGAGAUCAGCUCAGAGGUCAGUGCCUCGGAGAUGAGCUCUGAAGUCGGGUCCACCGCUUCCUCAGAUGAGCCUCCGAUUCUGCUCCAGGAGGCACACCUUCACCUCCAUCAACCUCCUAUCCCAAACCCACGCCUGCUCUCCUGCUGCUCUCUCCACCCAACACCUUCUUCAUCUGCAAUCAUGACCGCCAGUUCUGGCUCCUUUCAGCGGCAGUUAUCCAGUGCUACUUUUUCCAGCGCACUCUCCGAUAACGGUCUGGAUAGCGAGGAUGAAGAGCCCAUCGCAGGAGUCUUUUCCAACGGCAGCCGACUUGAAGUGGAGGCCGACGUCCACUGCUUGCGCCUUCUUGCACCUCCACCUCCCCCUCCUCCCUGCACCCCUGAAAUACCCGAUGACAUAAUACCUCCAGAACCAGAAACGCCACUGAUCUCUAGCGAGACUGAGAAAGAAGGAAAGCAAAGUGAGAAGCCAGGAAACAGCACAGCAUCCGAUGCAUGGACCAAAACCCUGUCACGCAGGAGAGGCAACGGCUCAGUGGCUCCACACGAGACGAGCCACAACCUGAUUGAAAUAGCAGCUGACGCGCCGUCUAAAAAGUCUGGUGGUUAUUUCACAGCCCCCGCGAUGCCUGACCCUGACGACCAGCUCAUUAUUCCACCCGAGCUGGAGGAGGAAGUGAAGGAGAUAAUGAAGCAGCAUCAGCAGGAGCAACAGAAGCCCAGCAAGAGUGAGCAGCCUACUGAUUACUACGACACACCGCUGUGAUGGCACAUACCAUAAAAUGCAUGGUUUCCCAAUCUCAGGCUUGGAGUCCCUCUGCACUGAACACUUCAGUGUUUUCCCUGCAGAUUACAUGGAGGGUGGAAAUAUUAGAAAAUUAGCUGAACCUGGCAGUUAUUAGGAAAAUAUUGCCACUGUUAAGGUAUUUCCGAGGACUGAGACUGGAAAACCCUGCUGCAUUUUCCACGGUGUCCACAAGUAUUUGUUUCUGGCCUGAAGGAAAAAAAAAAACCACCUUUAAUUCACUAAUAAGUGAAGAGUAAAAACUGGUGAAAUUGGCUGUAAGUGUCGAUAAACUUCUUGUGCUAUAGCAUGACGUUUAUCUGCUACAACAAACAACACAUUUAUUUAGUUAGUUCCUGUCAGCGAUACCAUUGCCUUUUGUGGAGUUUUCCUAAUAUUUGGAGUUUGUUUUUUGUUUUGUCCGAGUAAACCGUUUUAAGAUUUUUGCAUUGAGAGUUACGUAACUAAUUUUAUUUAGGCCUUGAGUCCAGGAGAUAUCACAAAAUCAGGUCAAUAUGGCAAUAAAUAGUUACUCGGUAGCCUUAAUUUAUCGAUUUCUCUGUUUCGCUCAUUUUAAAAUAGUCAUUGUUGUUCGUUAUGUGCUUAAUAACUAUUAAUUAUAUUGUGAUAUACUAGUACAUAGCGUAUAUACGCUUUAAUGAAUAAUUUAUUCACGUCCAUGAGAAAUGUAACUUUGAAUUUAAAUUAAAAUUUUGGCCUCGAUACGUUAAUUUCAUAGCCACAUUAUUAUAUGACCCAUCAUUUAGCCUCAGCGUGUUUGAAUAAGAAAAAUAAUGAUGGAUAAACAUUAAACAGUUAAACAAAAGUAUGACCAAUACAUGCAAAAGCAACAAAGAGUUUUAAACAAAUGUUUAACACUGUACUACAGAGGCAAUGAUAGCGUUGACAUGGUAACAGGAAGUAAUCGUGUUAUGUAGAUCGGAUAACCUUCACGCUACAUCGUGAAGUAAUCUACAGGCCUGUAGACAUGGCAGCUCUCCAUAGAGUUCAUAUAAGAGCCAUUUUAACACACACACACACACACACACACACACAGUUUACAGUGUGUUGUUCAGCAUUAUCACAUCCUCAUUACACCACCUCCACAUCCAUGGCGAUGCACAAAUCCAUUUCCUGCAGUCCAAACCAAUAGGAGCCUUUCCCCGCGAGCAGACCAAUAGGACAUCCGAGUAUCCCUUUAAGAGACUCCAGUCCCAUCCUGCACUCUAUUGUGCUCCGCCCCUUUAAGAGCUCAAAUCAGCUGACUACUGACCUACUGACUGUUUAGUGUUUAUUUACGUUGAAAAAAGUGACAGUAUCUAUAGAGUUCAACACUAGUCUUGCGAAGUUAUAACUCAGUACCACUCAACAAAAUUGUGGAUUUUCACAUUUUAUUUGAACAUUUCUUGUUCUUUUUUUUUUUUUUUUUUUUUUAUUCAACUUACCAUAUCUUUUAUAUGAGGAAACACUGCAAAAAGACUUUUACGAGCAAUGAAGGGGUAAAAAAAAAAAACCCAAGACAAAGCGCAGAUCGGUUUUGUUUGAGAUGGUGAUGUGUAGUGCACACCAGUAAUACCACGCUUAUCUGUUGUAGAUAGGGCACUUAUGUAAGACUGUAUUUCUUCACUAAAUCAAGGCUUUGUGCCUGUAAAACUAGAAAUUUAGUAGAAAUUGAAAAAGACUAACUCCUAGGAGUUGCUUACUCUUUAUGGUGACCUAGUCACUUUUUUUUACUAAUCUUCUCUGCGAGAAAUGGUGAUUUUUUUUUUUUUUGUUUGUUUGUUUGUUUUUGUUUUGUUUCUCGUUCCAAUGACUGUAAAUAAGAAAUAUUGUAUAAGGAUGCUUUUUAAAGGAACUGCGUGUGUCUGUAAUAAGCUUAUCCCUUCCUUACACGUGAAAGUACAUAAAGGUAUUCAGUACAUACUACAAAUGACUUUGAAUCAAAUGACUGCACACUUUGCUCGGUCCUGUUCUCACUGGUUAACCGCAGACACAAACACAAACAACUCAUUCUUCUGUUGUCACCAGCAUGACCAGUAAAGAUUAUCUGUAAUCAAAACCACACAAAAUGUUCCUGGUUUUUUGUUUUUUUUUUGUUUGUUUGUUUGUUUUUUUGUUACAAUAAAUUCUAAAUUUAUCAUG
Molecule: messenger RNA, 7343 nt
Organism: Tachysurus vachellii
Lineage: Eukaryota; Metazoa; Chordata; Actinopteri; Siluriformes; Bagridae
Gene: phlpp1
Product: PH domain and leucine rich repeat protein phosphatase 1
Exons: 17
Coding region: 294-5183 (1629 amino acids)
Molecular function (GO): protein binding
Source: RefSeq, a predicted model, not a curated record